Melitaea cinxia (Glanville fritillary) is the source of this 2789-nucleotide messenger RNA. RefSeq names its product N-terminal kinase-like protein (gene yata). The record is from RefSeq and is a predicted model, not a curated record. The transcript is spliced from 13 exons. Bases 247 to 2718 code for a protein of 823 amino acids. Gene Ontology annotation, molecular function: protein kinase activity; ATP binding. NCBI's taxonomy places the organism in Eukaryota, Metazoa, Arthropoda, Insecta, Lepidoptera, Nymphalidae. Gene Ontology annotation, biological process: protein phosphorylation.
UCAUUUAUCAUUUAUUACAUUACACUGUAUUCGUAUUGCCGUCAUAUUUAUAAGGAAUAAUUACUCUAUACACAUUUAAUUAUGAUUUAGAUUUUCUUAAUCUUAUUAACUAAGGCAAUUGGUGCAUUAUUGUAAUAUUAUACAAGUUUAAAAGUUUUUGUAGUAUGAGAAUACUUGUACCAAUGUGCAUUGUUACCGAAAAUAUGAAUGUGAUUUGUAAAUAGUCAGUAGAUAGUGUUGUUCAAUAUGUGGUCGUUUUUUUCUCGUGAUCCCACGAAGGACUUCCCUUACGAAGUAGGCGAUCCAGUGCGCGGCCUAGAGGACAGGAGUGUUUGGACUCUACACAAAGGCAAAAAAAGAGGCACUCAAGAUGAGGUGUCAAUAUUUUUGUUCGACGUUAACAAAAAUUCUGAAACUCUUUUUGAUAUUGCUAAAGCCUCCUUGAAAAAACUAAAGACUAUGAGACACCCAAGCCUUUUACAUUAUUUAGAUAGCUGUGAAACUGAAAAAUUUUUAUAUGUAGCCACAGAAUAUAUAGAACCUUUAGCUACUCACAUAGAAGAUAUGAAACUUGAGGGUCUGCAGCGAGACUUGUUCUUGGCGUGGGGUAUAUUCCAAAUAACUAGGGCAUUAUCUUUUUUCAAUAAUGACGGAAAUGUGAAACACAACAAUGUUUGCCUGUACUCUGUAUUUGUAACACUUGCGGGAGAAUGGAAGCUUGGAGGAUUUGAGUUCCUAACUGCCCAUGGACAGGACACCUCUAGUCCUUUACCCAUAAAAAUAUUACCAGCACUGGAGAUCUAUGAUCCUCCUGAGAAAAAAGAUCCUACUAAAUUGAAAUCUGUGACUAAAUGCUCAUCAGACAUGUGGGGUCUUGGCUGCUUAAUAUGGGAAGCAUUUAAUGGGCCUUUAACAAACCAACCGGCACUUAAAACAGUUGAUAAAAUACCAAAGCAGCUAGUCACACUGUAUUGUGAGCUUGUGAGUGCAAAUCCUGCAUCAAGACCUAACCCCGCCGACAUCAUCACAAGAUGUCGAAAAAUGGGUGGCUAUUUUAAGAAUGAUCUUAUAGAUACAAUGCUGUUUCUAGAAGAAAUUCAAAUUAAGGACAAAGUUGAGAAAGGCAAAUUCUUUUCAACGCUUAGCAGCUAUUUGGAUAAUUUUCCGGAACCAGUGUGUAUUCAUAAGAUUCUUCCUCAGUUGCUUACUGCAUUCCAUUAUGGUGACGCCGGCUCUGCUGUGCUAGCUCCUAUGUUCAAGUUGGGUAAACUAUUAGAAGACGCAGAUUACCAAAAGCAAAUAGUUCCAUGCGUAGUUAAAUUAUUCGCAUCAAACGACAGGACGACGAGGUCGAGGCUGCUACAACAGCUGGAUCAGUUCAUCAUGCACUUACAAAACUCCACAGUAAAUGACCAAAUAUUUCCUCAAGUAGUUCACGGAUUUCUAGACACCAACGCAAUCAUUAGAGAACAGACUGUCAAAUCAAUAGUACAUUUAGCACCAAAACUAAACUAUAACAAUUUGAACGUUGAAGUGUUACGGCAUUUCGCGAGACUGCAGUCUAAGGAUGACCAAGGAGGAAUUAGAACGAAUACGACAGUAUGUUUAGGAAAAAUCGCGGCCCAUCUUCAUCCUCAAAUACGUCAGAAAGUUUUAGUGUCAGCGUUUGUAAGAUCUACGAGGGAUGCCUUCCCACCGGCAAGGCAGGCUGGUGUGUUAGCUUUGGCAGCAACACAACAGUACUUCUUACUAUCUGAAGUUGCCAAUAGAGUUCUUCCUGCCCUUUGCCCUUUAACCGCAGAUCCGGAAAAACAGGUUCGCGAUGCUGCAUUUAGAACUAUUAAAGGAUUUCUUGGAAAAUUGGAAAAAGUUUCAGAAGAUCCUAGUCUUAAAGAAGGAAUGGAAGCAGACGUGCACACGGCCACGCCGUCGCUGAGCAACGCGGCGGCCACGUGGGCGGGCUGGGCCGUCACCGCCGUCACCGCCAAGUUCUACCGCUCGCACUCCGACACCGCGCGCGUGCAGCACGCCUCCAAGUCCGUGCUGUCCAAGCCGGGCUCGCUGGAACAGCCGUCAUCAAGCAGUAUGUCCACCACGACUUCGUCGGUGACGUCAAUGACGUCACUCGAGCACAGUGAGUCUGCCUCCGACUACGAUCCCGAACAUUGGGACAUGACAGCGUGGGGAGAAAUCGACUCCAGUGCAGGUACAACAGCUGCAAGCGCCAAGUCUCCGCCCAGCAGUGGGAGCGCACAAGCAACGCCAGGUCUCGCUGCUCUAUGUGAGGACGACUGGGAUAACGAAGAGUGGGGGACGCUGCAGGAACAACCCGCUGCGGAAGCGGAACUAGCAAGUCCUUCAGAGACCUGGAACAACGCUCAAUGGACUGAUAGCAACGUUAAUAAUGCGAAUGCGACUUACGUUCGCGGUCCGAGCGCGGCGCUCCGAACCGAGCAUCGAGCCGAGCACCGAACAGAGCACCAAGCCGCCGCCCACCAGAAUAGUAACGACUCGCUAGGUGGAUGGGAGGAUGGCGAGUUCGAACCCAUCGAGGAAAACGCCGACGAGAACAACGCAUCAAAAAUGGACGAAAUGAGACGUAAAAGGGAAGAGAGAAAACUACAAAGGCAACGUGAAAUGGAAGCGAGAAGAAACGCACGCGGCCAGGGACCCAUGAAACUCGGAACCAAGAUGAAUACCACUCUCCCUCCCUUCUAAACGCUACUUUAAUAUUGUAUGUAUCAUGCUCGAUUUAAUAAAAUACAACCCAAUGAUUUUACUCGUCAAAA